AUGUUUGUGUUCUACGUGAUCCAGGUACAUGUACUGAGACUUAUGUUUGUGUUCUACGUGAUCCAGGUAUGUGUACUGAGACUAAUGAUUGUGUUCUACAUGAUCCAGGUACGUGUACUGAGACUAAUGAUUGUGUUCUACGUGAUCCAGGUACUGAGACUUAUGUUUGUGUUCUACAUAAUCCAGGUACAUGUACUGAGACUUAUGUUUGGAUUCUACGUAAUCCAGGUACAUGUACUGAGACUUAUGUUUGUGUUCUACAUAAUCCAGGUACGUGUACUGAGACUUAUGUUUGUGUUCUACAUAAUCCAGGUACAUGUACUGAGACUAAUGAUUGUGUUCUACAUGAUCCAGGUACGUGUACUGAGACUAAUGAUUGUGUUCUACGUGAUCCAGGUACGUGUACUGAGACUAAUGUUUGUGUUCUACGUAAUCCAGGUACAUGUACUGAGACUAAUGUUUGUGUUCUACCUGAUCCAGGUACAUGUACUAAGACUUAUGAUUGUGUUCUACCUGAUCCAGGUACUGAGACUUAUGUUUGUGUUGUACAUGAUCCAGGUACGUGUACUGAGACUUAUUUUUGUGUUCUACAUAAUCCAGGUACUGAGACUUAUGUUUGUGUUCUACUUGAUCCAGGUACUGAGACUUAUGUUUGUGUUCUACUUGAUCCAGGUACUGAGACUAAUGAUUGUGUUCUACAUGAUCCAGGUACGUGUACUGAGACUUAUGUUUGUGUUCUACGUGAUCCAGGUACAUGUACUGAGACUUACGUUUGUGUUCUGCAUGAUCCAGGUACUGAGACUUAUGUUUGUGUUCUACUUGAUCCAGGUACUGAGACUAAUGAUUGUGUUCUACAUGAUCCAGGUACUGAGACUUAUGUUUGUGUUCUACGUAAUCCAGGUACGUGUACUGAGACUUAUGUUUGUGUUCUACAUGAUCCAGGUACGUGUACUGAGACUUAUUUUUGUGUUCUACAUGAUCCAGGUACGUGUACUGAGACUUAUGUUUGUGUUCUACUUGAUCCAGGUACUGAGACUUAUUUUUGUGUUCUACAUGAUCCAGGUACUGAGACUUAUGUUUGUGUUCUACGUAAUCCAGGUACGUGUACUGAGACUAAUGUUUGUGUACUACGUGAUCCAGGUACGUGUACUGAGACUUAUGUUUGCGUUCUACCUGAUCCAGGUACUUAUACUGAGACUUAUGUUUGUGUUCUACGUGAUCCAGGUACGUGUACUGAGCCUUAUGUUUGUGUUCUUCGUGAUCCAGGUACGUGUACUGAGACUUAUGUUUGUGUUCUACAUGAUCCAGGUACGUGUAAUGAGACUUAUGUUUGUGUUCUACAUGAUCCAGGUACAUGUACUGAGACUUAUGUUUGGAUUCUACGUAAUCCAGGUACAUGUACUAAGACUUAUGAUUGUGUUCUACCUGAUCCAGGUACUGAGACUUAUGUUUGUGUUGUACAUGAUCCAGGUACGUGUACUGAGACUAAUGUUUGUGUUCUACGUGAUCCAGGUAUGUGUACUGAGACUUAUGUUUGUGUUCUACCUGAUCCAGGUCCGUGUACUGAGACUUAUGUUUGUGUUCUAUGUAAUCCAGCUCAAUAAAUCCUCAGACUAG
Mya arenaria is the source of this 1617-nucleotide messenger RNA. RefSeq names its product NADH-ubiquinone oxidoreductase chain 5-like. NCBI's taxonomy places the organism in Eukaryota, Metazoa, Mollusca, Bivalvia, Myida, Myidae. Bases 1 to 1617 code for a protein of 538 amino acids. The record is from RefSeq and is a predicted model, not a curated record. The transcript has 22 exons.